UAUGUGACACGAAGAACAUACAUCUGUUGUUUAAAUCACAGGAAGUUUGAGAGGGAGAAACAACCUCAAAAACAGUAUAAGUAUAUGGUCUCUCACACAUACACAUACACUUAAAUUGCACUACCAAGUUAUCUAUAUAUCUUAUGGCUAUGGCUGGACCAUCGUGGUUGGUGGAUAAAAGUAGCAUUGCAACCAAAAUAAGGUGUGCAUCGGGAGCAAUCGAGAGAGUUAUAUCGGAAAGCAAUCCUACCAUAGCUUGCCCCAAUUGCCAACAUGUUAUUGACAACAAUAGUGUAACACAAGAGUGGCCUGGACUGCCUAUAGGUGUUAAAUUUGAUCCGUCUGAUCAAGAGAUAAUAUCGCACUUACUUACAAAAGUUGGUGAAGGAAACUCAAAACCGCACCCUUUCAUCGAUGGAUUUAUCCCUACCAUUGAUAUGGACGAGGGUAUCUGUUAUACUCAUCCUCGAUAUUUACCAGGUGUUUCGUUCGAUGAAAGUGCUUCGCACUAUUUCCAUCGAGCAGUUAAGGCCUAUAAUAGUGGCAGUCGAAAGCGUCGAAAAAUAUAUGGUCAAGACGAUUCUUGUGAUGUCCGCUGGCACAAGACCGGAAAGACGAAACCUAUUCUUUUGAACGGGGUUCAUAGAGGAAGUAAAAAGGUUAUGGUUCUCUAUACAACACCAGAGAGUAAAGAUUUAUCUGGGAAAACUAAUUGGAUUAUGCAUCAGUAUCAUCUCGGGACAAAAGAGAACGAAAAGCAUGGAGAGUACGUUGCAUCGAAAGUCUUUUACCAGCAGCCGGAGCAUGUCAAACUGCGAGGCAAAGGUACUCAGGAUGAUCUUCAAACCGCUGAAAAAGUGAGUCCUGUCACUCCCAGUUCUGCGACUCGCGAGCCUAGUUGGAUCAAAAAGCAACGCCUGGAUAUCGACCAAGCGCGAGAAUCUCAUCAUUCUCCUGAGACUCCUCCGCUAAACCUUAAUGAGUUAGAAAGUCUGUUAUUUGAUAGUCGGGAUGACAAUGAUGAGCGCACGAAUAUAGAUCUGUCGAUGUUAACAACUCCGGUUAAUGAAGGGAUAGAUAACAUUGAUCUGUCGCAGAAUCUAUUGGAUCCACAACAACUUGCGGAAGCAUUUCCCUUGUUUACUGGUUCGAUUCAAAGUCAGUUUCCGAAUAAGGAUGGAGAAAACGGACAACAUAAUGAACAACAUAGUCUUUCUAUAAGUGCUCAUCUAGGACCAGACCAAUCGAAUGAUGAUAUCGAAGAGUGGCUAAAUCUUGACCGGGACAUUGCAAAGAAAAACGAUAUCGAAGAUCACCAAAAUCUUGACCUGAACAUUGCAAAGACGAAUGAUAUCGAAGAUUAUCAAAAUUUUGACCUUGGCAUUGCAAAGGAGAACAAUAUCGAAGAUUACCUAAAUCUUGACCUUGACAUUGCAAAGAAGAACGAUAUCGAAGAUUAUCAAAAUCUUGACUGUGACGCACCAACUACCGAUUUUCGAUUAAGUCAACUGGACUUCAUUUCGCAGGAUAGCUAUAUUGCUUGGGGUGGUAACAAGACAAUGGAGUAAUACUUUCUUCACCUGAGAUGAGAAGUGAAACUGUAAUCAAUACUUUUUAUUGUAUGAUGAAGUUGUGGAGUCAUAGUAUAUUGGAAUGUGGAACUUGACAUGUCCACUUAUAAAGAUACAUGUUGCUUGGUCACUAUGAAAGUGACAGAUACAUUGUUGUGUGUAUUACUAUCUUUGAAGGGUUUAUUGGUCCCAUAGACAAA
Molecule: messenger RNA, 1771 nt
Organism: Lathyrus oleraceus (garden pea)
Lineage: Eukaryota; Viridiplantae; Streptophyta; Magnoliopsida; Fabales; Fabaceae
Product: SUPPRESSOR OF GAMMA RESPONSE 1
Exons: 6
Coding region: 144-1568 (474 amino acids)
Biological process (GO): regulation of DNA-templated transcription
Cellular component (GO): nucleus
Molecular function (GO): transcription cis-regulatory region binding; DNA-binding transcription factor activity
Source: RefSeq, a predicted model, not a curated record